This is a messenger RNA of Meloidogyne enterolobii, 296 nucleotides long. The record is from the annotation of a GenBank genome assembly. NCBI's taxonomy places the organism in Eukaryota, Metazoa, Nematoda, Chromadorea, Rhabditida, Meloidogynidae.
AUGAAUUGGAAAUUGACAGUUGGACUUGUUUGUAUAUUCGGAGUUCUUAAAAAAUUUCGUCCAGGAACGCCUUUUCUUACUCCUUAUCUUAAAUCACCUCAAUUUAAAAAUUUUACAAAUGAACAAAUUUAUGGGCAAAUUUAUACUCAUUGGGCUUAUUCUAAUUUAAUUUCUAUGGUUAGUUUAAAUAAUUUUUUUCUCAAAAAAUAUUUAAGAUUCCAAUCUCCUUGUGCAUUGACUGGCUUAGAUUUACUCCAAUUAUAAUACUUGAAGCGCUUUUAUUAUCUGUUACGUGG